Molecule: messenger RNA, 342 nt
Organism: Mucor velutinosus
Lineage: Eukaryota; Fungi; Mucoromycota; Mucoromycetes; Mucorales; Mucoraceae
Exons: 3
Coding region: 1-342 (113 amino acids)
Biological process (GO): regulation of DNA-templated transcription
Cellular component (GO): histone deacetylase complex
Molecular function (GO): protein binding; transcription coregulator activity
Source: RefSeq, a predicted model, not a curated record
AUGGGCGUAAAGCAGAAGCCAUCGCAAUCUACUCCAACAAACGGCAUCAGUCAAGUGUCCGACAGAGACAGAGAGCGUGAAAAGAAGAGAAGAGCAGCAGAGUCCAAUGUUGGAAAGGAAUUUCAGACAAUUGACUUUAAUUCGAUGGAUAUCUCGGUUCUUCGCAAAUAUGCUCGGGUGCACAAGAUCAAAGCGAAAUCAAAGGCCAGUAAAGAAGAAUUGGCUGCCUCUGUAUCUCGCCAUUUCGCAAACCAAGCAGUAAAGGAAUUGGACACAAUCACCUGCUUCUUAUAUACCGCUCACUACAAGGAUUCCGUAUUAAGGCUUCCGUUACAUAUUUAA